Felis catus (domestic cat) is the source of this 724-nucleotide messenger RNA. RefSeq names its product keratin-associated protein 13-1-like. The transcript has a single exon. Gene Ontology annotation, molecular function: structural molecule activity. The coding region runs from base 27 to 512 and encodes 161 amino acids. Lineage: Eukaryota; Metazoa; Chordata; Mammalia; Carnivora; Felidae. The record is from RefSeq and is a predicted model, not a curated record. Gene Ontology annotation, cellular component: keratin filament.
CAGCUGAACUCACAUCUCCCUUCAACAUGUCCUACAGCUGCUGCUCUGGAAACUUCUCCUCCCGCUCCCUUGGGGGCUACCUGCGCUACCCAAGCUUCUCCUGUGGCUCUUCCUACCCCAGCAACCUGGUCUACCGCACUGACCUCUGCUCUCCCAGCACCUGCCAGCUGGGCACCUCCCUCUACAGCAGCUGUCAGGAGACCUGCUGUGAGCCCACCAGCUGCCGGACGUCCUGUGUGGUGUCCAGCCCCUGCCAGACGUCCUGCUCCCUCCCGAGGACCUCCACGUUCUGCAGCCCCUGCUGGACUGCUUACCCUGGGUCUGUGGGCUUUGGGUCCAGAAGCUGCUACUCACUGGGCUAUGGAUCCCAGGGCUUCAGACCCCUGGGUUAUAGAGUCCAUUGCUUCCCUCUGCUGGCUUAUGGAUCCAGAUUCUGCCGCCCUAACUACUUUACCUCGAGGAGCUGUUACAGGCCAACCUGUGAAUCUGGCUUCUAUACAUCAACUUGUUGAGGGUCCAGAUGCUUUUGAGAAUUGAUGUCAAAGUCUCUACUUGGCACAGCCACCAUUUUCAUUUCCACCAAUUACUACUAAUCUUUUAUUCCUAAAUCAUCAGUUUCUUGCAUCAUCGACUUCUGGCUGACUCUGAACUUAAUGCGUAUUCUCAAAUUAAGUUCUAAAUUCUGUACUAUUGAUUGAAUAUAUGCUUCAUUGAAAUGCAAUUG